Messenger RNA from Orbilia oligospora ATCC 24927, 3057 nucleotides. RefSeq lists its product as uncharacterized. The coding region runs from base 1 to 3057 and encodes 1018 amino acids. Gene Ontology annotation, molecular function: histone acetyltransferase activity. NCBI's taxonomy places the organism in Eukaryota, Fungi, Ascomycota, Orbiliomycetes, Orbiliales, Orbiliaceae. Gene Ontology annotation, biological process: regulation of DNA-templated transcription. The transcript has 8 exons. The record is from RefSeq and is a predicted model, not a curated record.
AUGACUGUGGCGGUUAAGAAGCGAAAGCGGGACUCUGACGACGAAGGCGACGAAUCGGAUACACCCUCCACACCCGUCCCACGUGGCGCUGCUUCCAGAGCUUCGAGUACGAGCGACGGUACCAGUGCUAGCGAAACCGGUAGCGAUAGCGAGACCGGCAGCGAGACCGGCAGCGACGAUAGCAGUGGGAGUGAAAGUGGCAGUGGCGACGAUCAAAGUGUAUCCGGUGAUAGCGAUAGCGACGACGAUAGUGGAUCAACGGACGAUACUACGAGUAGCAGCAGCAGUAGUGAUGAUUCAUCUUCGUCUGGGGAUGAGGUUUGGGAUGGGCAGUCGGAGGAUAAUGAAGAAGUAGCGGGGCGGGUAAAAGAUAUAUGCAUAUUCUGUGGUGGAACAGAAGAGGAUGACCCCAGUGAGACUUAUGAAGAAUUACUGGAGUGUAAGCUCUGUUAUGAUAGUGCCCACCGACAAUGUGCCCGUAACCAUAAGGGACCCGGUCAACUGGCUAGUGGUGAUGCUAUUUCGGAUUGGCGAUGCCCAACUUGUGCAAACGUGAUAUUUGAAGAUGACGCUGCAGAUGCAACCGAGGAGAGGACUACCCCCCGUUUAAAACUAAAAGUUACACCUACCCAAAGCCGAAAUGCAGCAGGCAAAGCUACUCCGAACGUUGCUGAGACUCAGAAUAUGGAUGGGGCGACAAGACGACUACGGACAAGGCAUUCUGACGAAUUCAAAACGCCUUCUGGAUCCCGACCGCAAAGGCGGACUGGAAGGACAAAUUACCUUCACCUUCAAACAGACGGUGCGAGUGCAGAACCUGAACAUGAUACUUCUACUCCGAUUAGAAUAUCGAGUCGCGCGAGGAGGACACGGUUCCCGGAGGGGUCUUCGAGAGGUGCCAGUAUUCAAAAGUCAAACCAAGGAGGGCUCAUCUUGAAGCUGAAGUUCAAACCGGAAAGGCUGGCUUAUGCCAUAGCUACCUCUUCUUCGAUACUUUCUCAAUUCCCUAAGAAGGGCCAGAGGAAUUCAUCGCAGCCAUGGUUGACACCAGCACAUAACCCGUUUCAACCACAACCCCAGGUCCAAUACUCACAUUAUACCCUCUCCUACUAUGAAAGUGUUACAGACGAGAACGUGAAGCCUUACGGUGGAAUCCUUAAUGAGACUGAAACCGAUACAUCAAAAACGUUACCUUUGGCUGUCGACAAGAUCAAGUUCGAUAAGGCUCGACAAGAGGCAGACGAGGAGAAGGCACAGAGAGAGGCCAUGCUCGCUGCAUCUAUGCCGACACCAAAACCUGGUAGAAAGCAUGAUCAGGCUCUGAGAGCUAGCAACCAUGCUAGUAUGAUCAAAUCUGUUCAUUUCGGAAACCAUCAGAUAGAUACAUGGUAUGCGGCGCCGUACCCAGAAGAGUAUAGCAGGAAUCGAAUCCUCUUUCUCUGUGAGUUUUGUCUUAAAUACAUGAAUUCAGAGUUUGUACAGUGGAGACAUCGGUUAAAAUGUCCGCACAAGCAUCCGCCAGGUGAUGAAAUCUACCGUGAUGGAACGGUUUCGAUAUUCGAAGUCGAUGGGCGAAAACAGCCGGCUUAUUGCCAGAACUUGUGCUUGCUGGCUAAGUUAUUCCUUGGCUCUAAAACGCUUUACUAUGACGUCGACCAAUUCCUGUUCUAUGUUAUGGCGGAGUAUAAUGAGACCGGGUGCCAUUUCGUUGGAUAUUUUUCCAAGGAAAAACGUUCAACGAGUUCAAACAACGUCUCCUGUAUCUUAACCUUACCAAUCCAUCAGAGGAAAGGAUACGGACAUUUACUCAUCGACUUCUCUUACCUUCUAACGCGAGCAGAAGGCAGGUUGGGCUCACCUGAGAAGCCGUUAUCGGACCUCGGAUUAGUCUCAUACCGCAAUUACUGGAAGCUUACAUUAUGUUACCUCCUCAGAGACUUUGAUGGAGGGACAAGUGUUCAAACAAUGUGCGACCAAACCGGGAUGACUGCAGACGAUGUUAUCAGUGCACUUGAAAACCUUCAGGUCCUGAUUCGCGAUCCUAUCACGAAGACAUACGCCUUCCGUAUUGAUAGGGAGCUAAUGCAGACUAUAAUCGACAAAUGGGAGAGUAAGGGGUAUGUGAAGUUGAAUCCGCGUGCUCUUGUGUGGGUGCCGUUUGUCAUGGGGAGACAAUCGCUUUUGCAGGCCGCUCCGCCCACGAUCGCGCCCCGGGAGGACGAACCCGUCCUUGAGGAGGGCGUGAUGGUGGAUCAAACUAUAACUAGUACCCCUGCUGCUACAAGUAUCAAUACCCCAAAGGACAGUACCAUGGAUCAUGAAGAUUCUGUAUCCAGUGGGAAGAGUGGAGAUCCCAUGGACCUUGACUCCGGGAUGCCUCAGAAGUCCGCCACCAAUCAAAAAAAGUCGCGUAGCCCGGCCGCUGCCACGAAGCUUACCCCGCCUGAAGAUCCUCCAACCAUAAGAAAGGGCAACACCUCCUUUAUCAGGCUCGGCGAUGAUCUGUUCCGGCGAGCCGCUUCAACUCCGGCGAAGGAUUUGCCAACAAGGGUUGCAGUUGAUCCCAACUACAUACCACCCAGCCGCUUCCAACUGGUAUCGAACACACCGGGCUCUGGGCUUAAGAAGCCAAAUUUCAAUCGAUCCCCAUCCUCUGCAUCUUCAAACUCUAAAACAUCGCAGCCUUCACGUGUAGUAUCAGCUCCUCCCGUCGCGGCUCGUGCACAGAGUGUAUCGGAUCUCAAAACACCAUCAUUAUCUAGAAAGUCACAACCACUACCCACACCCCAGCAACAGAUUCGAAAAGCGAGGUCCAGCUUGUUUGAGGAGGCAAGGGAGCCCCACAACAUGACUAUCAUUCGACAGUCCUCACGCAAGUCAACGAGAGUUUCACUAGCCCCCAGAGGUCUUGUGCCGUCUCCCGCCCCUAUUAGGGACGGCCAAAUCACGGUCAUCACUAAUGGUACCGGUGGGAAUGGGGGUGGGUAUGAUUCUACAGAUCAAAUGAGCGAUUCUGUCAAAUCUGUCAAAUCGGAAUUGCCAGGUGCAAAGCCGUGA